Molecule: messenger RNA, 3159 nt
Organism: Stegastes partitus (bicolor damselfish)
Lineage: Eukaryota; Metazoa; Chordata; Actinopteri; Pomacentridae
Gene: wnt6b
Product: wingless-type MMTV integration site family, member 6b
Exons: 4
Coding region: 18-1085 (355 amino acids)
Biological process (GO): canonical Wnt signaling pathway; multicellular organism development; neuron differentiation
Cellular component (GO): extracellular region
Molecular function (GO): cytokine activity; frizzled binding
Source: RefSeq, a predicted model, not a curated record
UCCUGGAGGAUUUCAACAUGACGGUUCGUCUAUCACGGAUCCAGCUGGCCCUGUUCUUUAUCCUGCUCUGUCCGGUCAACAUCAUCGGACUGUGGUGGGCGGUGGGCAGUCCGCUGGUCAUGGACCCCAACAGCAUAUGCAGGAAGGCGAAGCGUCUGGCGGGGAAGCAGGCUGAGCUGUGCCAGACUCAGCCGGAGAUCGUCAGCGAGGUGGCCAAAGGGGCCAGGCUGGGCGUCAGGGAGUGCCAGUACCAGUUCAGGUACCGCCGGUGGAACUGCACCAGCCACAACAAGUACUUUGGGAAAAUACUUCAGCAAGAUAUCCGGGAGACGGCGUUCGUUUAUGCCAUCACGGCGGCCGGCGUGACGCACGCCGUGACCCAGGCCUGCAGCAUGGGAGACCUCCUGCAGUGUGGCUGCGAGGCGACCAGGAACAGAGCACCUCCGAGGCCGGCUUCGUCUCCAUCCUCUGGGGACGGCGUCAAGUGGGAGUGGGGCGGCUGCGGAGACGAUGUGGAGUUUGGUUAUGAAAAGUCCAAACAGUUUAUGGACGCCAAGCGGAGGAGAGGCAAGAGCGACAUCAGGACGCUCAUCGACCUGCACAACAACGAAGCCGGGAGGCUGGCAGUGAAGCUCUACAUGCGGACUGAGUGCAAGUGCCACGGCCUGUCGGGCUCGUGCACCUUGCGCACGUGCUGGAAAAAGAUGCCUCAUUUCCGUGAGGUAGGCGACCGCCUGCUGGAGCGCUUUAACGGCGCUUCCAAAGUGAUGGGCGGCAAUGAUGGCAAGACCCUGAUCCCUGUGGGCCAGAACAUCAAGCCGCCAGACAAGCAGGAUCUCAUCUACUCAGACGAGUCUCCAGAUUUCUGCCUCGCAAAUCGGAAAACAGGCUCGCUGGGAACAAGGGGCCGCAUGUGCAACAGCACAGCCAUGGACAUCAGCGGCUGCGACCUGUUGUGCUGCGAGCGAGGCUACCGGGAGGAGACGGUGGUGUUUGAGGAGAACUGCUUGUGUCGUUUCCACUGGUGUUGUGUUGUCCAGUGCAAGAAGUGCUUGGUCCGGAAAGAGCUCAGCAUCUGCCACUGAUGAACUGGGCUGAAGCCGGUCACAUUACUCGGUUCAUUAAAACUACUUCUGUUACUGUUUCUGACGUUCUUGCUUUAGUUUGGCUCGUAGGAAAGAAGGAAGGGAUUCUCACGAUGAUCCUUUUUAUUUCCAUGUCUGACAGUCGAUGCCCCCAGAAGACGUUCAUUUGAAAUCAAUCUUCUUUUGGUUCCCGUGAGUUUAAGAGGUGGCAGCCAAAAGAGACACCGCAUGGAAACAAGAAGGACUUUCUUUUCUGAGCUACCUAUUGUUUUGUUUCCUUGUUAAUGAGAAAGGACCAGAGAAUGUUCUAUUUUAAUGAAACAGCAGGACUUAUGCAGCCCUGCAUGGAGGAGAUCAGCAGCAGAGCUCGGUGUGGCCUCAACCAUCAGCCUGUUUCACCCAACUUCAUAAACUGACUAUGAAACCCUUUAAGCCUAUAAUGACUGUUUUGUUUGUUUCGUUGUGCUCUCUGCUAUUUAAAUCUGUCAGAGUCGUCGCUGUCUUCAGAACAACAGACAGAUUAGGGUUACGGCCCAUGAUCCCGUGCUUCCAUUCUGCUUCCACAUGUGUGUUCUGCUAUCUGACGGUAAACAAUCAUAUACGUGAUUCCACUUCACCAAGAAUCAGAACAUCUUUACAUCCUACAUCCCAGAAUACAUUGUUCAAUGCAAAUACAGGAAGAUGCUGGUCUGGAGUCAGUUUUUCUGCUCCUUUGAAAUUAUGGGGGGAAAAAAAAGAAAAAGAAAAAGAAAAGGGAAACGGUCUCACAUUUUGAUAUUUGAAGAACGCUCUCGCCGCCGUGCUGCCAGCAGAGACUCUUAUUUAUGUACAGACGUGACGAUAGGACGACUCACUUCCAUCUCGCUCAGAAGCACUUUUUAUACAACAACUGCCGUGGACUUCAUCAACAGAUUGGCAAGAAAAAAACCUUCUGGGGUUUGGCUGUUUGUUCUGAACCAAAAGAGGAACCUUUGUUUUCAUGAGAACAUGUAUAUGAUGUAUUUUGUUUAUCUAUUAUGAUAUACAGGGCUGAUAUAAUAAUGCACUUUGGAUGUUAGCUUUUUCUGAUUCUGUGUGUGUGUGUGUGAGUGUUUGUGAUGAUGUGUGUGAUGAUGUGUGUGUGCAGGUUGGCCAGUUAUCACCGUAUCCUUCAGCGGACAGUGGCUGUGUACGUACCUAUGAGUUGCUGCCUGACGUUAAACUGCGUUACGCUGGUUGUUAAAGCACACGGCUCCUCGACGCUCCGUCUCUGAGCGGGACAGACAAGAUCUUUUAUUUGUUGUUCGUUUUCAGGGGAAGUAUGUUUCCCAUAAACCUAUCAUGUCAUCUCAUUUACACUUUUUUAAAGUUUUAUUAUCCGACAAUGAGUAUAACGAACUAUGACACUACUUUGCUUCAACUUGUUCUGUUAAGGGUUUUUCUCUGUGUGUGUGUGUGUGUGUGUGUGUGUGUGUUUGAUCGAGUGUUCAGGUAGGAUCUUAUCUUUAGAGUCAGCUCGUUGGGAUCUUCCAGCUGCUGAUGCAUCGUCCCCACAGUUACCUUCAUUAUCUGCUGUAUGACGGCGUUUUGCAGGGCCAACGACCAACUUUUAUUAUCGACUCUUCUGUCAGGAGAAUCCGUUUUGCUGUCUGCUAAUCUGACGUCUACAUCUUGGACUGAAACUCUUCAUCUAUAUUUUGUGAUAGAAGCCCACAAACUUUCUGUGUGAACAAAACCGGGGUUUCAAGUUUUUGCAGUCGUGGUGUUUAAGCAGUCAGAUUAUUUCCAUUUCUUCCAGUUUUCCAGCAUUAUUCUGACCAGGUUUGAUGUAAAAUAAACAAGUAAAUGAAUGAACAUGGCCCGAAGAAAGCACAUGGAAGGAGGCAUUCAGCAGAAACGUGGCCGUAGUGACGGUUUCGGUGAUGGCUGUUAACUGAACCCAGAUCUCACAUCCGUCUGUCGUUUAUUUAAAUGCAGGUUGACCUCUGUUGCUUUGUAUUUUCUUCUGCUCUUCAUCAUUGUAUUCUGCAGAAAUCACUUCAUAUUUGGAUGUUACGAUGCAAUGUUCAUUAAACAUACAUGUUUAAAGUGACAA